Messenger RNA from Cajanus cajan (pigeon pea), 1260 nucleotides. Its product is annotated as golgi-to-ER traffic-like protein. The record is from RefSeq and is a predicted model, not a curated record. Gene Ontology annotation, cellular component: cytosol. Lineage: Eukaryota; Viridiplantae; Streptophyta; Magnoliopsida; Fabales; Fabaceae. Gene Ontology annotation, molecular function: protein binding. Gene Ontology annotation, biological process: protein insertion into ER membrane.
ACCACCGAGAGAGCGUCGUCGUCGUCGUCGUCGUCAUGUCGCGACAGAGAUCCAGAAGAGUCGAACUACCUCCCGCUCAAGAGAAUAUUGAAAAAUUGGAGAAGGUUGUAAGCGAGGAAAAUUAUUAUGGAGCUCAGCAAAUGUACAAAUCCAUUAGUGCCAGAUAUGUAUCUGCUCAGAGGUACUCUGAAGCAUUAGAUAUCCUACAUUCAGGAGCAUGCAUUCAGUUGUCUCAUGGACAGGUUACCUGUGGAGCAGAGCUAGCUUUAUUGUUUGUGGAGACAUUAGGGAAAGGGAAAAUUCCUUAUGAUGAUGAAGUUCUUGAUCGUCUCUACAAGAUUUACAAAACAUUUCCUCGGGUUACAUUGCCACAAAACUUGUGGGAUGUUGAUGACAUGCAGCAGCUUUCUGAAAACAUUGGAAGUGCAAAGACACGUGUUGAAGGCUGCACCUCAUUCUUAAAAGCUGCUAUCAAGUGGUCUGCCGAAAAUGGAGCAAGUAGUAAUGGAUCUCCAGAGCUGCACAUCAUGCUAGCUGAAUAUAUAUUUUCUGAAAGUCCUGAGGUGGAUAUGGCUAAAGUGACAUUUCAUUUUGUGAGAGGAAAUAAUCCAAAGAAGUUUGCUUCUACACUAGUGAAUUUUUUGGGCAAGUGUUAUCCAGGUGAAGAUGAUUUGGCCAUUGCUCGGGCAGUUUUAAGGUAUUUAUCUUCAGGUAAUAUGAAAGAUGCAAACAUUCUAAUGGAAGAGAUAAAGAAGCAAACUGAAUCAGCUGAGGUAGUGUUUCCUCAGACAGAGUUGAUGCAAUUCAUCAAUUAUCUUUUGCAGACGUUGGAAAGAGAUGCUUUGCCUCUUUUUAAUAUGCUGAGAGCAAAUUUUAAGGCAAGUCUUGAAAGGGAACCUGCGUUCAAUGAGAUGCUAGAUGAUAUUGCGGAGAAGUUCUAUGGAGUACAGCGUAGGAACCCCAUGGGGAUGUUUGGAGAUAUAUUCAAGAUGAUGGGAGGUGUGUAAUUACAAUCAGUAUGGAGACAUUACCAAAUAGAGCAGCAAUUUCUACAGAACUUUCAAAUAAUUAUAAUAUUUAUCUUUUUGGUUAAUGGUAGAGCGAGUUCACCUCAUUGAACAAAAUCUGUGUUAUCUCGUGAUUCACUGAUUUGUAAAUGCUAAUUUAACAAUUUUGCUUAGUACCCAUUUCGAUUUUUUUUAAUGUAAAAAUCACUUGUAUUAUAUUUUUCUUUUCCUGGCAAAAUCGAGGUUGAAAUAA